Molecule: messenger RNA, 1423 nt
Organism: Brienomyrus brachyistius
Lineage: Eukaryota; Metazoa; Chordata; Actinopteri; Osteoglossiformes; Mormyridae
Gene: nsun4
Product: NOP2/Sun RNA methyltransferase 4
Exons: 6
Coding region: 16-1221 (401 amino acids)
Biological process (GO): rRNA methylation
Cellular component (GO): mitochondrial large ribosomal subunit
Molecular function (GO): methyltransferase activity
Source: RefSeq, a predicted model, not a curated record
GUCACGUGGAACUGCAUGUCUGGGGUGGCGGUGACGGGGGGACGUGAAGCGCUGCGCACAAAGAUGGCGGCGCUCAGAGGCACGCGGAUCCUGCUGAGAAGAACCAGCCUUUCAUGUCGUCUGAUUCCACGGCGGAACCGGGUUAAAACGAAAUGGGCAGCGACGUUUCCCAGCUUUCCUGCCACCAGCUUAGCCUUACAGAACUUCGACAUGAGCUACGGUGAACCGCUGGGGGCACUGUGGCCCUCCGCACGGAUUAGCAUGUUGUGCGAGCAGAAGUAUGGGGCACUCCUCAACACCUUCUCUGAGACAACGGGGCAGGUGUCGGACUUGCAGAUGAAGGGAGCCCAGGAUUUCGUUCUCUGUGGCAUUUCAACCCCUGGGUCGGUGCCCAGAUCAGACGGGGCCGAGGCGAACCAGGCUGACCAUGUGCCGAAAUUCAGCCCUGGCAUCCAGUGCUUUGUGUUCCCCAAGUCCGACACCUCCCGCUUCCGGCCUGCCAGGCCAGACAGUAGUGGUGUUCUGGGAUACUAUCUGCUGGAUGCUGCAUCCAUACUUCCAGUCCUGGCCCUCGAUGUCCGGGAGGGGCAUUCCGUCCUGGAUCUCUGUGCAGCCCCUGGAGGGAAGACCUUGGCUCUCCUUCAGACACAAGCUCUAAAGAAGCUCACUGUGAACGACGUGUCAGACUCCCGCCUGAAGCGUCUGCGCAAGAUGCUACAGGACUACAUCCCCAGGGAGAUCUGGUCGGAGAACAGGGUUGACAUCACUUCCCGUGAUGGCAGGACAUGGGGUGAAAUGGGGCGGAGCACCUUUGAUAGGGUUCUUGUCGACGUCCCCUGUACCACUGAUCGACACUCUGUUCUGGAGGAGGAGAACAACAUCUUCAAGAGGUCCCGCACCAAAGAGAGGCAGAGGCUGCCCUUACUGCAGACGCAGCUACUGGUGGCCGGGAUGGAGGCAGUGCGCCCCGGUGGCGUUGUGGUCUACUCCACCUGCACCCUGUCCCAGCUGCAGAAUGAGUGUGUGGUGGAGCAGGCACUGCGUGUGGCUCAGGAGGAGCUGGACAUUGGCGUCCGGGUGGAGGACGUGGGGCCGUUGUCACGGCUCUUCAGCACCACCUUCUGCUUCGCCCCUGACCGCCGCUUGGGGGCGCUGGUGGUACCGCACCUCACAGCCAACUUUGGCCCCGCCUACUUCUGCAAGCUGCAGCGGGUGCGCUAGGCCGCGAUCCAGCGCCCUUCCGUUCCCCUUACCUUAAGCUGCUUGUUGGAUAUGCUGGUGAGGGACGCUGCGGGGGCCAGUAUGCCGAACUGUGUCCCUUUAGGACACGUAAAAGACCCUGGGAAAUGUGCAUAUGUACACUGUGGUUUAUAAAUUAAAUGUAUUUAAAGCAAAUUAUAUUAAAAUUUACUAGUCAGUCGUA